Branchiostoma floridae (Florida lancelet) is the source of this 4462-nucleotide messenger RNA. RefSeq names its product DENN domain-containing protein 3-like. Gene Ontology annotation, molecular function: protein binding. Bases 203 to 4024 code for a protein of 1273 amino acids. Gene Ontology annotation, cellular component: cytoplasmic vesicle. The record is from RefSeq and is a predicted model, not a curated record. The transcript has 31 exons. Gene Ontology annotation, biological process: regulation of Rab protein signal transduction. NCBI's taxonomy places the organism in Eukaryota, Metazoa, Chordata, Leptocardii, Amphioxiformes, Branchiostomatidae.
UUUCUAGGCUAAAGGUCAAAGGUUGAUCACGAGUUGUUGAUAACUUUCUCUAUUUCCGACACUCCUGGGAAGAUGUUUCAGUUUCGGUCUAUUUAUUCUGUCUAAAAGCUCACGAAUGUUGUAGUCUGUUGUCUAAGUGUCCAAUCCAUCCCUUCUUGAUACUCUGGAAGUCUUGAGAACUGACAGUUCUGAGAGCACAAAGAUGGGGACAUCAGGCAAACUUCACAACAGUCUGAUGGAGAUACUGGUGGUGGUGGGGAUGGACCAGCACACAGGACUGGUGCCUGAUAACUUACCUGUACAGUCAUCAGAGAAACUGCCAGGAACCUUGCCACUCUUUACGACAGCAUUUGAACCCCAAGUGUUGGCCGCCUGCGCACACGAAGUCGCCAACUUCCCGAACUCAUCCUCCAUCUUCGACUCCAUGGCUUCGUAUUCCACCUCCACGUGGUCCUCAACAAUCCCCCCCUCCCCGGCCAGGGGGGUGUCCAGCAGUAUACCCCCCUCCUCAGCCAAGGGGGGCAAAACCAGGAGGAGUCAGUCGCUACGGAGACUCACCCCCACAGGGAAACACUCGGUUGCACUUCCUGUGGGGUCAGAUGUCAUUUCCUCCCUACCUCCACUCUGUCUACCUGGAAAUGCGUAUGUGUACAAAGACAGACCUAAGGACCACGUACACUACCUAGUACUGACGGACAUUUCUGGUGCCCACUCGUAUGCCACUGUCUACACUUUCUACAGGAAAUUUCUUGCCAGUCAGGUUAGAGGAAAGUCAGAAUACACCAUCCGGGCCGUUCCACUCAGCGAUGAAGGGGAGGAGGGAACCAGGGCCUGUUUUGUCCCCCUGUGUUGUUGUAUGGUUUCCAGGGCCCCAUAUUUCUUCACUAUGAGAGAUUGCCUCACUUGCCUGGUCCAACAGUUACACAAGGAUGUGCGGACUAUGGAGAUGGUGGUAGCAGAGUUCAGCUCCAAUCUUGCCCUGGUGCCAUGCCCACCUCCCGGCCAGCUUGCCAUUUCGUUCCAGUUGAACAGGUUCCUAGUGACUGUCCCCCCAGCGAUGGACCCUGACCGCCGUGUUCUGGAUAUGCCGCUACACUUUCCCUUCCUCAGUUUCUCCACGGACGCCAUUCUCACCUUGGUGGCCUGCAUUCUGACUGAGCAGAGAAUCGUAUUUCUGGCCUCAGAUUACGCACUUCUCACUAUUGUCAUGGAGAGUUUGCUGACGUACGUGCAGCCGUUUGUGUGGCACAAUGUGUACGUACCCGUGCUGUCCAACUCCAUGGUGGACCUGGUGGAGGCUCCUGGGGUCUUCAUGAUGGGCUGUCAUGUCUCACACAGGGAGAAAAUCAUCAAGUUGACAGAAACAAUCUGGGUGCCAGGGAUUGUGGUAGCGGAUAUCCAGUCCGGUGAGGUGUUUAUGGCUGACUCCAUCUUUGACAACUCAGAACUUCCCCGUUUCCCGAGGGCUGCUGCAGAGUUCUUCAAAGAAAAGUGCAGUAGCAUGAAGUUCCAGUAUGACUUCUCGUACCUGCACUCCCCCACCCCCACCUCGGUGGAUGAGGCUCGGAAACACCGGGAAACGUGGCAGCAGGAGCUCAGCCGGGACAUUCAGGUCGCUUUCCUACAGACUAUGGUCAAACUCUUUAGAGAUGUGAAGGAGUAUGUGAGCACAGUCAACCAUCGCAGGUACUUAAACAAGGACAAGUUCUUGGCAGCCCAGGAAGACUUGGACCAACCAUUCUUCAGAGAGGUGUGCCAGUCGCACAUGUUUAAACGGUUCCUACAGGACAGGAUGGACCAGAAGAGAGACUACUACUCCAUUAUGGAAGAAACCAUGCAGUGGCAGGGGGAGGAUAAGGCCGAGAUACCUGACAACAAGCUCAUCAGGAGGCGUAAGAUCAGUGCCAACUCUCCAGGGCAGAAGAACCGGAGGUCAGGGGUUGUGAACUUUGGCCUAGAGGCCAAUGGCCCCACCUGUACCUUUCAAUUGCCUACGUUUACCCAGGCUCACAGAAAGGCAGAGAAAGCAAAUCCUGUGCACUUUUAUGAAAGCUGCAUACAGAAACUGACCAACUAUUUAGAGAACUGUGAACCCUCCAUGCGUGCCCCUUACCUGUACCUGAGAGGGAUGCUAUACGCAGCAGAAGGGUCGUCCAUGAUUGCGCUGGAGGACUUCCAUAACUUGUGCUCAGUCGAUGUCAAACUCUUCCCAGCUGAACAUGUACAGGGCAUCAUUAACAGCCUGAGUGACUUGGAGAGAACCCAGUUGGAACAGAAGGGUCUGUACAAGGGAGGGCCCAUGGAGAGGAAAACCAUGCUGGGGAAACUGCGCAGGAUGAGCACAGAGAUCGACAGAGGUCAAGGGUUAAUCAUCGCCCUGGACUUCGACCAGCUACCUCAGAGAGACGUGGAUCUGCAUGAGUUCAGUAAACACAUCCGUUUGCUGGACAUUGCUGUGGACAGUGAAGUUAUCGAGAGGCUUUUUCAGUCCCUGACACUGGAAGAUACAAAUUAUCUUGAUCCAGACACAUUUUCCAUCUUCUAUGACUGCUGGAAAGAGACAGAGUUGGAUAACAACAGAGUAGCAUGUCAACUCCCGGAGGACUGUCUCACUCGUGAAGAAGGGGUGCUAAAAGUGUCCAAACUCAUCCGCUGUGACCUGGGCACCGGCAGGCUCAUUCUCACCCACAAAAGACUGUUGUUCAGGACAGGAGACAGGACCGAGGAGGUCGUACGAAUCCGAGACAUCCAGAACUUAGAGAAGUUCCAGCACAACACUGUCUUAACCUCUGCUGAUGCUCUCAAGAUAUACAGCAAAGUGGAUGGUCAGAGUCCGUUCUCAGCCAUCCUGAAGGAAGAAAGGAACCAGUGGUUCAUGCUGGUCCAGGAGCUGUGGUGUGGGAGGAACAUUGCAGAAGGAACCAAAGACUCUCAGGUAGUCCACCAGGCUGCGCAGAACGUGCUGCUGAUCAAUGCUGUAGUUCUGAGUGGGGAAUACGAUGAGUGUGCUCACUAUGACGGGGUGGAGCAGGCUGCUGAAAAUCUAUGCUACUUCACUAAGAGACGUAAAGAGGGGAAAGACAACCUUCCUGAAGCUACAACUGAGGUUCUUAUUCAGAGAGUGAACCCGUCCCUGGGUGAGUCAGUGAGAAACACAGUGGAGGCACUACUCUACACAUCAGGGGAUAACAGUAAAGGUGACAACAGAAGCUCACCUCUGCUGUGGUGCGCCAUGGGGUCGGGUCAGGUCAAAGUGUACGAUGCCAGCACCUGGAUCUGUGACCAGCAGUUCAUCCAAGCCAACAACAGAGUGUGUUGCCUGUUGGCUGUGGGUACAGACCAAGUCUGGGCUGGCUCAUUUGACACGACCAUCUACGUCAUCGACAUUCACACCCAUACUGCAAACAAACAACUAUUGGACCAUGUGGACAUGGUCUCGGACCUGACCAUCUCACAGGAUGGGAGCACUGUGUACAGCGCCAGUCUGAACGGCCAGAUCAUCCUGUGGAGCGCUGCUACUCUACAGAAGCAGGGUCAGAUCUGGCUGAAGAACGUCCACAGACUGGUGUCAAUCAAACUGGUGGGAGAGAACCUCUGGUGCUGUAUGAAAAAGUCCCUGAUGUUGGUGAACAGAGAAGGUGAAACACUCCACACCCUGGAAAUGAAAGAUGAAGGAAACUCACCCCUACAGAUAGAAUGUUUCCUUCUGUCACAAGAUGGAAUGAUCUGGGCAGCCAGUGGUAACAGUGGGAGGCUGGCUGUGUGGGACAGUCACAGCUACAGCUUGGUGAAGAACAUCAACGUGUCGUGUAGGGGCUUCAGCAAGAUGGUACAAACUCACGGCAAGAUCUGGGUUGGCGGGAAGUGUGGAAACAUCCACAUCUUCAACCAGGGGACGUAUGGAGAGGAGAAGGAACUGGUGGCACAUGAGGAUGCCAUCCGCUCCAUGUGUGCCGCCUUCGACCGGUACAUCAUGACUGGGUCAGGCUCCAAGGACGGGAAGAUCGCCAUCUGGAGAGUUUGAAUUUUUGUCUUCUAUCUUUUAUGAUAUCGACUCUCAAAAUGGGGACGGGUGAACUCAGCUGUGUCGUUGCAGUCACCCUACCCAAACUAUGGGACACAUACAUCGAUGUAGGUUAGACAUCCAGGUAAUUUAGAUACACCGAAAAGUAGUUACUCAAGCAACUGGAUAUGGUUUUGGAAACGUCUUCAUUCAUAGUUAGAGAAUAAAAGACCUGUUUCCUCCAGAUCCCUUCAGUGUCACUGACGAAAACUGGUGGAUUCCAGAUGAAACAUCUGACCGUUUCCAAAACCAUAUCCAGUUGCUUGAGUAACUACUUUUCGGUGUAUGGGACUGCAUGUUGGGCCCCAACAUCUCCAACUGCAGGAACCUGCCUUGGCCUGGUUGCAGUAUUGGCACGGAACGAUAAUGGUGAUGAUGACUCUCAUGAAUACUUAUUCA